This is a messenger RNA of Dentiscutata erythropus, 282 nucleotides long. The record is from the annotation of a GenBank genome assembly. Lineage: Eukaryota; Fungi; Glomeromycota; Glomeromycetes; Diversisporales; Gigasporaceae.
AGAUACUGAAGUAAGAAAUUUACUUAAUAUAAGUGGAUCUUCAACAACCAUAAGUGUAAGAGACCUUCUGGAAAUUCGAUUUCCAGAAAUAGAAUUUCCAGUCAUAGAAAUUCCAGAUAGCUCUAUGCAAUUUGAUACUAGUAGUUCUGAAAAUGAAUCAGUUAUUUCUUCAUAUGAAGAAGAAUAUAAUUUUAUUACUAAGACACAGCCCAAAAAAGGAAAAAAAUCUGGUAAUGGAGAGAAAAGGAGCACUCCAUUAUCUAUAGAAUUCAUCGAAACCUU